This is a messenger RNA of Manis pentadactyla (Chinese pangolin), 829 nucleotides long. RefSeq names its product ankyrin repeat domain 60 (gene ANKRD60). Gene Ontology annotation, molecular function: protein binding. The coding region runs from base 16 to 762 and encodes 248 amino acids. The record is from RefSeq and is a predicted model, not a curated record. The transcript is spliced from 4 exons. Lineage: Eukaryota; Metazoa; Chordata; Mammalia; Pholidota; Manidae.
CCGGACGUGUUCGCCAUGCGGGUGCUGCUGGAGGAGACGGCGGAGCUGUUCCGCGUGACCAACUGCCGCAGCGACAUGACCGUGCGGGAGCUCAAGGAGGAGCUGGACCUGCUGGCCGGAAUCCCCUUCAACCUCCAGCGGCUGCAGUACCUGGACCAAGGAGUUUUGAUGGAUGAUACUACACUCAAGUUCCAUGAUGUUGUUCCUGGUGGUAUUAUUUCAUUAUGUGUCUGGCAUUAUGAUGGAUGGACCGAACUGAUUUUGGCGGCUGUGGAAGGGGAUCCCAGUAAGCUGUCUGUCCUGGGUGUCACUGAAGAUUGUUGCUACCGAACUGCAAACUCACAACAUUUUGAUGACCUUGAGUGGAAGAAAUGGGUAUCUCAGAGAGCGUUUGUGGCAUUGUAUAUCACCGCACACAGAGGCCACUUGGAUGCUGUGCAGUACCUUCUAGAACACGGAGCCAGUUGUCUCAGCAGGUCCCCCGUGGGCAGGACACCCCUGCACGUGGCUUCAGCCAUGGGCCGGUCGGAUUGUAUAAAGCUCCUGCUCAACUAUGGGGCCUCCAUCCAUGACAAAGAUGCCAAGGGGGAGACCCCCAUUUCCAUAGCCCGCCGCCUGCAGGGUGGGCACGGCGAGCGGAGAAUGAUACUGUUCUACUGGAUGGCCAAGUUGGGGGUGAAGCAACCGGUGGACCUGGUCCCCAACGAGGCUUUUCAGAAAGUAAAACAUGGGUUCGGCUCCAAGAAGAAGGGCAAAAUUUAGCCCCCCCUGGGAAUGUUUGCAUAUCAAAGCUGACUUGAGUAACUUUUCAGAGUUCAAAUCUAUCGCU